This is a messenger RNA of Manihot esculenta (cassava), 1659 nucleotides long. Its product is annotated as DNA-directed RNA polymerases II, IV and V subunit 8B. Bases 968 to 1402 code for a protein of 144 amino acids. The transcript has 4 exons. NCBI's taxonomy places the organism in Eukaryota, Viridiplantae, Streptophyta, Magnoliopsida, Malpighiales, Euphorbiaceae. Gene Ontology annotation, biological process: DNA-templated transcription. Gene Ontology annotation, cellular component: RNA polymerase I complex; RNA polymerase II, core complex; RNA polymerase III complex. Gene Ontology annotation, molecular function: DNA-directed RNA polymerase activity. The record is from RefSeq and is a predicted model, not a curated record.
CAUGAGAUAAUUAUGAUUAUAUUUUGUUUUGAUUACUAAUUCGUGACUAAAUAAGAUAAAGAGUUGAAAUGUAUAUUCAAAUGAUCAAACCCUUAACUUUGAUUUGGAUAAUGUCAUUUUGCUUUAAUCUUACGAUGUUAUCCUUUAAUUUCGGGAAUCCUAAUCAUAAUAAACCACGGCUUCCGCCUUCAAAACAAAUAAUUUAGCUGGUUUUUCUCCUAUGGAGAUAUCAUAAUAUAUUGGCAACGAUACAAGACUGUAACUUCGGCUACUUAGUGCCAAUGUUUCAGGUAAAUUAUUUAAUGUUGUAUAUAUAUAUAUGUAUGUGGUCGAAAGAUAAUACCUUUGAAGUGAAGUGGAUUGUUCCUGAUUUCUUGGUAGUCUUAUCAUUAAUUUAUUGUUAAAAUUAACAAUUAAAAGAAAUACAAAAGUUUAAAUGAAAAAUCGUUAAACAAUCUUUAAAAGAAAUGGAUAGAACAGAAACCCACUCUCAGGGUUUCUACAUAGCGUUUUCGGUUCCAAAUUCUUCAGGUUGGUUCUCCUUUAUCUCCUUUCCCUUUCGUGUUGCUAAAUAAAUCAAAGUUGUAAAAUUCACAAACGCCAUUAACUUGAUGAGGUAUUGAGCUACAGGUGCUUGACUUCAUUUCGAUUGAAUUAUUGCUUUUAACAAUCUUGUAUUUUUGGAGAAUGCCUUUGUUCAAUGAUUGAGCAAUGGGUAUAAACGCAAAUGUGGGAGAAAUUGAUUACAGUUUCUUCCUAUGAAAAAACAAUUUCGAAUUUUUCUUGGAUCACUCAAAUAAUUGAUCCUUUUUUUCCACAAUUUUGACUGAUUGAACAUUGAUAACUUUUGGCAAUGGGUUCGAUAAUCUCAAUUAUGCUCUGUUUAUUUGCUGCCCUUUUGUUUUCCUCCUCAGAUGAAUAUGAACUAGACUUGCGGUCGUUGCAGGUUUUCUGUUGCUGCUAAAGGAUGGAGGAUAUUUUUGUAGUUGAGGCAAUCGACAAAAGAUUUGAUCAUGUUUCUCGCAUAGAGGGACGAAGUGAGAGGCUUGAAAUGUUGAUGCAGCUUGAUGUGAAUACAGAGAUCUAUCCCAUCAAAAAAGAAGACAAGUAUGCAUUGCUAAUAACUCCCACUCUUCAUGCUGAUGGAACUGGUGAUAGUGGUUACUAUGGCCAGGGUAAGCAAGGAUCCAUAGCUGACAAGUAUGAAUACAUCAUGUAUGGGAAACUGUACAAGAUCCAGGAGGAAGGUUCAGGAGCAGAUAUUAAAGCGUAUGUAACCCAAAUCUUGGAGUUAUUUAUUUCCUUUGGUGGGCUUCUGUUGUCUCUCAAGGGAAAUCCUGAUUAUAUCACAGAAUUUCAGCUUGAUCAUAAGUACUUCCUUUGCAUGAGGAAGUUGGUUUAGUUAUUGGAUUGCGUAAUUUCUUCUUUCUAAUGUGUUGUUUUUCGUACAUUCUGCAGCUGAGGUUUUUCUAAGUGAUAGUUUCUCAAUUUCAUUUGCAUUCGGAAAUAAGCCAAAUUCUACACUGGCCUUGCUUGUCUUUUUUGCAAGGACAGAUUUUCGUUGCAAAUGCAAUAUGAAACUUUGAAUACAUAGCCCUGCAAUCAACUGCAUUCUAUCAUUUUACUUCAUUUUUUCAAACGAGAGUAAGAUACGACUAA